Cylindrotheca closterium is the source of this 585-nucleotide messenger RNA. The record is from the annotation of a GenBank genome assembly. NCBI's taxonomy places the organism in Eukaryota, Bacillariophyta, Bacillariophyceae, Bacillariales, Bacillariaceae.
AUGACAACAGUAUCCAAGAAGAGCGUUACCUUCAGCUCCAACGUCACAGGUAUUCAAAUCAUGAACAUUGACGACUACACUCCCCGCGAAAUUUCGGCGUCGUGGUACAACCAAGAAGACAUGGAUCGCAUUACCAAUCGGUGCUUCAAGGUACUGACAAGAAUGGAAAGUGGAGCUUCCAACAACAAAGGCAAGAAGUGCUGCAUGAGAGGCCUUGAGGGCCAUACAACGACCGGUGCCAUCAGCAAAAACAAGAACCGAGCCUCCGCAUACGCAGCAGUUCUUAUGGAACAAUCCAAGCAAUGGAUGAGAAACGAAGUCGACGAGCAAGCCAUUGCGGAUGCCUACAGAAGCACCACUUCCAGCUGUCAGCUAUGGGCCCAAGUCGUUGGCAAACAUGAUGAGCAUACUGCCGAAUACAUCUACUACAUGGAAGAGGAAGACGGUCUCAAUGAGACGACUAAUGUUACAUUCUCCCACAAAUCCAAAAACUGUAAUGCUCUAAGUGUUGAGGAAAGAAUAAUGGACCAAGUAGAAAGGCCAAUCAGAUUUCAACAACAGGCCCCUCUUGCGAUUGCCGCGUGA